GGGACGGACUACCGCUUUCAACACUUUUUCAGGGAUGUAGUCGUCUGUCGGUGCAUGCACAACUUGAACCAGUUCAUGCACUGACUCCUGAGGCUGCGCGCUUCUGUUGCCAGGCGGUCGGAGCUGUUGCUUUCAGUAAAUGCGCAGGUGAACAGUCCUUUGUAAGUCGUUCCUCACGAUUUCUACAUUACGUGUUUGAUGUUUAACAAUUCAGUUCAGAAUUCAAUUCAAGUUAAUGACAGUAGUGAAGAUGUUGCACAGCGCAAGCAACAGCUGACCUGAAGCAUCACCUUGAAGCCUGAGAAGAAAUUCAUUCUAGGUUUGAGAGGAAGUACGGAAUAAAGACUUGAUCACUAAAGAACUUGAACAAAGUCGGCUAUUAAUGGUGCACCAUGGUGAGCACCAUCAUCAACCCUGCAGUCGUUUGGUAAAAGCAUCAUCCUGAGAAAUAAAGAUGAGAGCGCCAACAUUUGGACUUCUGUGGAGCUGUCUCGGCUUUCUUCACGGCGUUCAGUGCGGUUUAGGAGACAACCAUGUGCAUUCGAGCUUUAUUUACAGGCGGUUGCGCAACCACGAGCGGCGAGAGAUCCAGAGAGAAAUCCUCUCCAUCCUGGGCUUGCCUCACCGUCCCAGACCCUUCUCCCCGGGUAAACAAGCGUCGUCGGCACCGCUCUUCAUGCUGGACCUGUACAACGCGAUGACGACCGAGGAAGAGGACGCGACACUGGGGAAGAUGCUCUCUGGGAAAGCGCGUAAAGGCGCCUCUGUGGUUCCACAUGGAUACUCGAGCGCGCCGCAGCAGGCGUACCGCGCGGCGCCCUUGACCAGUCAGAGCCCGCCUUUGGCCACCGCGCAAGACACCAACUUUCUCAAUGACGCGGAUAUGGUGAUGAGCUUUGUCAAUCUGGUCGAGCGGGACAAGGAUUUUUCCCAUCACAGACGACACUACAGGGAGUUUCGUUUCGACCUGACUCAGAUUCCGGAAGGUGAGGCAGUGACCGCCGCCGAGUUCAGGAUUUAUAAGGAUCAAAGUCACGUCAGAUAUGAGAACAUCACACUCAAGGUCACCAUAUACCAAGUCAUCAAAGAAUAUCCAAACAGGGAUGCUGAAACAUUUCUCCUGGACUCCAAAAAGAUCCGCGCUACUGAUGGGGGGUGGCUGGUGUUUGACAUCACGGCCACCAGUAAUCACUGGGUCCUGAACCCACAGCAGAACAUGGGCCUGCAGCUCUGCGUGGAGACCACUGAUGGUAGAAGCAUCAACAUGAAAUCUGCUGGCAUCAUCGGAAGGACCGGACCUCAGUCCAAACAGCCAUUCCUGGUUGCUUUUUUCAAAGCCAGUGAGGUUCUGCUCCGUUCUGUAAGAGCGACAGGAAGCAAGAGGAAGAGCCACAACAGAAACAAAAGCAAAACACAACAGAAAUCUUCACCAGCUCUCAAAAGUGGAGAUCAGAAUACCAGUGAACAGAGACAAGCCUGCAAGAAGCAUGAACUUUACGUGAGCUUCCGCGACUUAGGAUGGCAGGAUUGGAUUAUUGCUCCAGAGGGCUAUGCAGCCUUUUAUUGUGAUGGAGAGUGUUCAUUUCCACUCAAUGCACACAUGAAUGCGACAAACCAUGCGAUUGUGCAGACCUUGGUCCAUCUAAUGUUUCCUGAUAAUGUGCCAAAGCCUUGCUGUGCACCGACCAAACUGAAUGCCAUAUCGGUGCUGUAUUUUGAUGACAGCUCAAAUGUAAUUCUGAAGAAGUACAGGAAUAUGGUGGUGAGGUCCUGUGGAUGUCAUUGAGGGCAUUGAGGAGCUUCUGUGUCAUAUUGCUGGAAUAACAUAUCAAAAGAAAUAGUUUUUGACAUUUGAUGUACAGUAUUAUGUAUAUAUUAGCUCAUGAUUCCUCUUAUUUAUUUGGCUUUGUUUUGUAAUAACGUUUUUAAUAUGAGAGAUGUAGAUGAGUUACCACUCUUUACCACAGAUCCAUAGCUGAUUGCUCUUUCUCUGAGAAUAUGUUAAUAAGUUAGGCCAGUUAGAGAGAGUUUUACAGGAUCAAGUUUAAUUUCCUUUCUUUAGAUUACAUGUCAAGUUCAUAAGCAACCACUCCAAAACAAAACUGCUGCUAUUUUACAAAAGAAAUGUAAAUGCCUUAAACUCUAAAUCACCCUUUUAAUGUGGGGAGAAACAGCCAUAUUGGAUUUUACAAGCAAUUAAACAAACAAAUGUUUUUCUUUGUUAACUAAAAUUAUCGUAUAGUGUUGUUGUAAAAGCACUGAGUAUGUCCUAGGACUAUACAGUACAUAUUUCCUCAAAUAGCCCAAAGUAUUGCAGCCCACAAAUACUGUUUCAUAUUAGUUUGCUUUAGAUAUCAGUGGGUGGAUAUGCAAAAUAUAUAUAUAUAUUUUUUUUUUUCUUUGAUCAAAUAUUCUUUUUCCUUAUAUAUAUUCUUCCUUGCUUGUUGUUUUGUGUAGUCAAAGGGGCAAUUGUCAAUUAUAUCCCUGUGUUACACUGCAAUAAACCUUGGUAUGUCUGAAAUAAAACCACAACCUACAGUGGACAACACACGAACAGAGCUAAAAAUGCAGUUCUUUUGUCCCGUACACAUACACAUGGACAUGCAUUAGUACUCUGAGUAAUAUAUUUUUUGGAAAAUAUUGCAUUUAUUAUUUUAGAACAGUGUUUGUAUGUCAUUAAAUCUAUUUUCAAAUAUACUUUCUGUGUCUGUCAUUACCAGUUGACUCAACACCAUGAAUUUGCUAGAAAACACAAUUUUGACAAAUAUUUGCAUGCAAAUCUAUGUUGACCUCAUCUGAUCAAAACUUGCCAUUUUUUAUGAACCACAUUUGUCGAAUGCCAGAAAAUUGAGCGACUGUAUUUGACUUAAUUGAAACCAGUGGCCAGAGCACCCAGAUGUUAUGUGGUCCCGAUCUAAAAAGAGUGUUGACGACCAAUGAAUAGCGGAGGCCACCUGCUAACUUAACUUCUAGCGGCACGGAUGAUUUGCUUUCCUGCGGCCUGCUGCCCUGCAUGAUUACUCCUGCUGCUCCACAAUCCUAUCUACUGUUUAAUACCAUGGAUUCCUUCCAAUUCCACUAAAUGUCUUCCUUUCUACAACACCAGGCCCAGUGUGAAUGCUGCUAUUUUAAGGAAAUCUGUGCCAGUGAGCAGACUCUCUUAGAAUAGUAGCCACAUAAAAGGGGAAAGGGAUCAUUCGCCAUCGUGAGUAUAGAUGAAUAUACUGUCCUGUUCCCUGCGGAGAGCUCACAUAUGCACACGAUCGAUCAAAGUGAGGCCCUUCGGGUCUAUGGAUGCUCAUU
Molecule: messenger RNA, 3303 nt
Organism: Cyprinus carpio (common carp)
Lineage: Eukaryota; Metazoa; Chordata; Actinopteri; Cypriniformes; Cyprinidae
Gene: bmp5
Product: bone morphogenetic protein 5
Exons: 7
Coding region: 455-1786 (443 amino acids)
Biological process (GO): SMAD protein signal transduction
Cellular component (GO): extracellular region
Molecular function (GO): cytokine activity; growth factor activity
Source: RefSeq, a predicted model, not a curated record